This is a messenger RNA of Osmia lignaria (orchard mason bee), 1664 nucleotides long. Its product is annotated as protein LSM12. Gene Ontology annotation, molecular function: RNA binding. NCBI's taxonomy places the organism in Eukaryota, Metazoa, Arthropoda, Insecta, Hymenoptera, Megachilidae. The record is from RefSeq and is a predicted model, not a curated record.
CGAUAGGGAGUCCGCGGUUCGGUGUUCGUAGUGAAAAAUGGCCGGCGCCAACGAUUGUUUCAGCAUUGGGAGUACGGUGGCCUGUAAAACCUGUUACAAGGAGGAAAUCGAAGGCGAGGUGUUAGCAUUCGAUCCACAAACUAAAAUGCUAAUCCUAAAAUGUCCGUCAUCCAGUGGUGCACCAACAUUAAACGAUGUACACAUAGUAAAUUUAUCCUUGGUAUCCGAGGUCCAAGUUAAGCGGGAAGUUAGUCCUACAACUAGUGAACCACCACAAAGCCUUAAUUUGCAAAAGCUGAACAGAAGAGUACGUAAUCAAAUUGAAGAGAAAAAGAAACUGGUAAUGGCUCUGCAGGCCGGAGUAUCUCCAGAAGGACAAAAACUCUUCAGUACUAUAUCAAAGACCAUUCCUGAAAUUACGUGGAAUGGAGCGAAUAUCGUUGUAUUUGACAAUGUCACGAUUAGACCGCCGUACAAAGUGGACAAUGUCCAUGGAAAUGCAGAGUCUGGAGCGUACAAACAUGUAAAGAAAGUGGUUGAGAAACAUAUUAAAGAUACCGAAGCGUCCGCGCAAGCGCAACAACAGCGAGAACAGCAACAACAACAGAAGCAAAAAGGAGAAGUUCCAGUCUUUGAAGAAACGUAGGAAACGAUGAUAACAGGAUACAAAAAUUUAAAAAAAAAAAGAAUGAAACCAUUGCAGAACUACUAGAUAAGCCUACCUUGAAAAUCAGCGUCGUAGAUUAAAUUCAAUUUGUUUCGAUGAAAGAGCAUUUCGAGGAAGGUAAAUGCUAAUGGAAUAUCGAAAUUCAAAACGAGUACCAAAUACAUUGAUUGUAAUGUAUGAGCAGCAUUUUGUAAAGAAACAAAACACACCGUACUCGAUUUUUAACUCAGAGCAUAGUCUUCGAAGAAGAACGCUGUUUAUUUUAUCUAAGCUGCCAUACAACCUUAUGUUCUGCUGGAACUAUUGUUCAUACAUGUGCUCUGAUGCAGGUGUGUUUUAGUUUAGUUUAACAUUGUUACAAAAUACGUUUAAUAGUUGUUUACAGAUCUCUGAUAUACAAGAUGGUAGCAUGAUUCUAUCACCAUACAAGUAUCAGGUUUUUAAAAUAAAAAUCGGUUCAUCGUGGUAUGAUUUAAGUCCGUAUGAAACGGUUCAACAUUUUUAACUAGUACCGUAAACGAGAAACAACAAACGAUCAACGAAAAUUUUCAUACGCGAAUCAUCCGAUUUCGAUGCUGACUGAAAUCUUACAUUCAUUCGUAAACUGUAAUACCAUUUCUUUUAAAUCGCUUAUUAUAGUAAUUUCGAUCGCAUAAAAUUUGUAAACAAACGAAGAGAAAAAAAAAAGAAAAACCAUAAACGUUGAAUACUUGAUCACGCCUGCGUCGGUACGAGACGUUUUCAGUAAUUACGCAUCGUUGCAAGAUGACAAAGGACACAUUCCCUUGCACAGACCAAGUUACAGAAUUGUUAUUUAAAGAAACAACAAUUUGAUUUGUGCAAGGGUAUCCGUCUUGCGAUGAUGAAACACGGAAUUCGUCUCGUGCCCUUUACUUUUUGAACGCGGAGAAAAAAAAAUGGAAGACAGAAAGAAAAGAAAGAUUAUAAAAAUUAAUUACACUAAAAGACACAAAUAAAUGUAAUAUAAAUUCUAAAA